CCGUCGGCGGGACUUCCGUGUUGGCGGGAUUCUGAACGCUGCCAUGGCUCAGACUGUGCAGAACGUUACAUUGUCGCUCACUCUGCCCAUCACGUGCCACAUUUGCUUGGGGAAGGUACGCCAGCCUGUCAUAUGCAUCAACAACCAUGUAUUUUGUUCAAUUUGUAUCGAUUUGUGGUUGAAGAAUAAUAGCCAGUGUCCAGCUUGCAGAGUCCCCAUCACGCCUGAAAAUCCUUGCAAAGAGAUUAUUGGAGGAACAAGUGAAAGUGAACCUAUGCUAAGCCAUACAGUCAGGAAGCACCUUCGGAAAACUAGACUUGAGUUACUCCACAAAGAGUAUGAGGAUGAAAUAGAUUGUCUGCAGAAGGAAGUAGAAGAUCUUAAGAGUAAAAAUCUCAGCUUGGAGUCACAAAUUAAGACUAUUCUGGAUCCUUUAACCUUGAUGCAAGGCAACCAAAAUGAAGACAAGCAUCCAGUUGCAGAAAAUCCAAGUAAAAUUGACCCAGAAACUGUAGCAGAGUGGAAGAAAAAACUUAGAACAGCUAAUGAAAUCUAUGAAAAAGUAAAAGAUGAUGUGGAUAAGUUAAAGGAAGCAAAUAAAAAAUUGAAAUUGGAAAACGGUGGCCUGGUGAGGGAGAAUUUACGACUGAAGGCUGAAGUUGAUAACAGAUCACCCCAGAAGUUUGGAAGGUUUACAGUAGCUGCUCUUCAGUCCAAAGUAGAACAGCAUGAACGUGAAACCAAUCGCCUCAAGAAAGCCCUGGAACGAAGUGAUAAGUAUAUAGAGGAACUAGAAUCUCAAAUUUCACAGCUAAAAAAUUCAGGUGAAGAGAAGGAAGCUAUGAAUUCCAUUUGCCAGAGAGCACUUUCUACAGAUGGCAAAGGGAGCAUAGGCAAUGAGGAGGAUAUGACAUCAAAGAAUCAAGGUGAUGGUGCCAGAAAGCCGCUUGGCUCAUCCACCUCAAGUUCUCACCUGGCAAAACCUUCUAGUUCUAGUUCUGCCAGGAAGGAAAGCACCAGCAAAACAGAACCAAAUUGUCCUAAGAACAAAGACCUAUAUCAAAAACAGGUGGAAAUAAUGUUAGAUGUGACAGAUACAAGCAUGGAUACUUAUUUAGAAAGAGAUUGGGGUAAUAAGCCAAGUGAUUGUAUUCCCUACAAAGAUGAAGAACUUUAUGAUCUUCCAGCUCCUUGUACCCCUUUGUCCCUUAGUUGCCUUCAGCUCAGUACUCCAGAAAAUAGAGAGAGCUCUGUAGUUAAAGCAGUAGGUUCCAAAAAGCACUCAAACCAUCUUAGAAAAUUGGUGUUUGAUGAUUUUUGUGAUUCUCCGAAUGUUUGUAAUAAAGAUUCAUCAGAAGAUGAUAGAAGUGAAAAUGAAAAGAAAUCAGAAUGUUUUGCUUCCUCAAAGACAGGAUUUUGGGACUGUUGUUCCACAAGCUAUGCCCAAAACUUGGAUUUUGAAAGCUCAGAGGGGAACACAAUAGCAAAUUCUGUUGGAGAAAUUUCUUUAAAAUUAAGUGAGAAAUCAGGCUCCUGCUUAUCUAAGAGGUUGAAUUCUAUUCGCUCAUUUGAAAUGAAUCGGACAAGAACAUCCAGUGAAGCCUCCAUGGACGCAGCUUACCUUGACAAAAUCUCUGAGUUGGAUUCAAUGAUGUCGGAAUCAGACAAUAGCAAGAGCCCUUGUAAUAAUGGUUUUAAGUCAGUGGACUUAGAUGUGUUAUCAAAGUCCUCUCAAGGCAGUGAAUUUCUUGAGGAGCCAGAUAAGUUGGAAGAAAGAACUAAGCCAAACCUUUCCAAAGGUUCUCUAACUACUGAUCAGUUAGAAAAUGGAAAUGAUUGGAAACCCACUUCUUUUUUCCUCCUCUCUCCAUCUGACCAAGAAAUGAAUGAAGAUUUUUCUCUCCAUACCGGUUCUAACCCAGGAACUAAUGAAAUCAAACCCCCAAGCUGUUUGUUUCAGACUGAGUUUUCCCAGGGUGUUUUGUUAAGCAGUUCACACCGGCUAUUUGAAGAUCAGAGGUUUGGGUCUUCUUUAUUUAAGAUGACCUCAGAGAUGCAUGGUCUUCAUAACCACCUUCAGUCUCCUUGGUCUUCUUCCUUUGUGCCUGAGAAGAGGAAUAAAAAUACAAAUCAGUCAACAAAAAGAAAAAUCCAGAGCAGUCUUUCCAAUGCCAGCCCAUCAAAAGCAACUAAAAGUUGACUGGUUAGAAAGGUGUCAUUUAUGUUUUUGUCCUGAGAGGAAUAGAAGUUUUUAAAGUUACUUUUUUUCCCUCAUAAAAGUUCUGUACGAUGUUGAAUUGAUAAUCUGUAGUCAAGUAUCAAGUCAGAAUGGUGGAUUAGCCUGUACCUAAAAUACUUCUGUUCAUUUUAAAGAGUUUGUCAUUUUUUUCAUUUCAUUUGGGCAUCUUUUUAACCAGAAAAGAUAGAGAGAGGGAGAGGGUUUCUUUUAAUGAAUAUUAUAUGUAUCUGGUUUGGGUGUGUUAUGUUUUCUUAGGUCUUGAUUUAGCUGUUAAAUACAGUGGCCAAUUAAUGAGCCUCGGUUGUCUUCAAAACUUGGAUUCCUUAAAUAAAACUUUUUGGGUUGUCUA
This is a messenger RNA of Enhydra lutris kenyoni (northern sea otter), 2588 nucleotides long. RefSeq names its product ring finger protein 219 (gene OBI1). Gene Ontology annotation, biological process: protein monoubiquitination; regulation of DNA replication. The coding region runs from base 44 to 2200 and encodes 718 amino acids. The transcript is spliced from 6 exons. The record is from RefSeq and is a predicted model, not a curated record. NCBI's taxonomy places the organism in Eukaryota, Metazoa, Chordata, Mammalia, Carnivora, Mustelidae. Gene Ontology annotation, molecular function: ubiquitin-protein transferase activity.